Molecule: messenger RNA, 968 nt
Organism: Ruditapes philippinarum (Manila clam)
Lineage: Eukaryota; Metazoa; Mollusca; Bivalvia; Venerida; Veneridae
Exons: 3
Coding region: 273-968 (231 amino acids)
Source: RefSeq, a predicted model, not a curated record
CUUUUUAUCAUCACAAUGUAGGAACAAUACCAGCUAGAUGGGAUAUAAGCUCGUUUAAUGAUAUAUUUGGGAACGCAUGUUUCAAUGGAAAUUGUUCAGAUAUAAAGAUAAAGAACUUGAAAGCUCCUGACUUAGAAAGUAAUCAAGUAGAAGUUCAAGACACGGAACAAAUUGCUGUUAAACUAACAAAUUCAGUACAGAAACGUGAGAUAGUUGCUGUGCAAGAAACAAGUCCAUCAGCAGGGAACAACACACCUGGUGUCCAGCAACCCAUGGACGCCUCACUCAGAAGCGCUGAAAUUAAUAACCCUUUACCAAUGGAAAAGAAAAAAAAGUUUGACGAAGUUGAUUCUUCAGGACCAAUGGAAGUCCAAGUAACUGAAUUAGAUUCUGUUAGCAGGGAUGAAAUGAAUAAAAUAAAAGAGAAAGAAAUAGAACUGAAAAGAAAAGAAUUGCAGCUUAAUUUUAUGGAAAAAAUUUACUCAUUCAUAAAAGGUCCUGAGGAUUUACCGGUUGCGUUACAGUACAUGAAGGAAGUCAAUAUCCAGAUGGAUAGAUUAUCAAAGGGCAGUGUCAUUUUCAGUAUUUACAUUGGCUCACUAGAUGCUUUGCAACAAUUUGAAAAGUUAUGGAGAUAUGGUGGGCUGAAAAGCCUGCUUGACAAAGAAAUGUUAGGUGAAGACAUGCUUAAGGCGUUAAAGGAAACUGCACGUGAAAAUGGCCAUCCAGUUGACAAUAUAAAGUCGGAACUAAAGGUUUUUGAAACAGACAUUGAACGUUGUAGAUCAUCACUGAUGAAGUCAUCCUUUGAGAGGCUACAACUCGAGCAUACAGCGGUUUCCAGUCGUUCUCAUAUUACGCCUGUAGUUGGAGUUUUUAAAGACUGGUUGAAUACAGAAUUAGGAAAAUAUUUGGCGAAUAUAGAUGAUGCCACUAGUCAACAUCUUAUUACACUAGGUGUACAUUAA